AUGAGACUUAAGAAGAAAAAGGCUACAAUAAAUUUUGAAGAUACAUCUAUAGAGGAUAAUUUAGUUAAUUUUGAUGAUAAUUUAGAUAUAAGAAGAAAUAAGUUGAAUAUCCUAAGGGAAAAUGUAGAAAUUGGUGAUAUAGAACCCUCAAAUAUUACAAAUAAAUCAAAUAUUGAUAUAUAUAAUAAUAAAGGAACUUUGUAUUCUAUUAGUUUAGAAAAUUGGAUGAAUAUUGAAGGCCCCCUUGUAUAUGUUUUUGAGGAUAAUGUAAAUAUUAUAGCUGGUUUAAAUGGUAGUGGUAAAAGUAGCGUUGUAUGUGGAAUAGCGAUUGGGCUUGGUUAUGAUACAAAUAUUUUAGCAAGAGGGCAUUUAUUAGCUUCUUAUAUACGUAAUGGAUGUAAAUAUUCCAAGUUAAAGUUAAUUUUGAAUAAAGAUAAAGGUCAGAGAGUAACUAUAGAUCGUACUUUGACCUUAUCAAAUAAUAAUGAAGUAAGAACUUUAUGGAAAUUAGAUGGAUUAAAGUGCAAUGAAAAAGAUAUAACUACUUUAAGAAAGGAAAUGAAUAUACAGUUAGAUAAUAUGAUAUCAUUUUUAGCUCAACAAAGAGUAAGUCAAUUUGCAACUCAGUCUAGUCAGUAUAUUUUUAAGGAAACUAUAAGAGCACUAUCAAAAGAAUCAAAUAAUAAUAAUAAUAUAGAUGAUAUAAAUAUAGAUAAUUUAACAUUUUUUUAUAAUAAAUUUCUUGAUAUAACAAAAAGUUCACAAUCUUUAAGGUCAAACUUAUAUGGGAAAGAAACUAAGUUAGUUCAAAUAAAGAAUGAAAUAUUGAAGGCAGAACAAAAUGAAAUAAAUUAUAUUAGAUACAUUUACUGUAAGAUGGCAAUGGAGUUAAUUAAAAUAUUUGAGAUAUUAAUUGAAGGAACUAAAGAAAAAGAGUGUUUAAAGAAUAAUUUCUCUAUAAUAGAGGGGAAAAAAAAAGAUAGGGAAGUUUUAGAAAAAAAUAUAAACUCUGAAAUUAAUAAGAUUGAUGAAUUAUUGUCAGAACAGAAGAAAUAUGAAGAAAAAUAUGAUGAUAUUAUAAAAGAUAUUGAAAAUAAUAAAUUAAAUGGUAUUAUUAAACAUUCUCAUUAUAGAAUAAAAGAUAUAAUUAAGGAAACAAGAGAAAAAAUUGAAGAUCCGGAAUUAUCUUUGGAAGCUUAUUAUAGAAAGAUAAAGGAUAUUGAAUGUCUUAUUAAGGAGAUAGAUGAAGAAGUUGAUAAAUAUGAAGAAUCAUUAAACAACAACUGGAUUUUAAAAUGGAAAAAUAUUGGAUUGUCAUUACUUAGGGAUAAACAGGAUGGAUUUUUAUUAGAUGAAGGGGAGGAACUAAAAAUAAAAAUAGGCAAAGAAAUAAGUCAAAUUUCAUCUGAAAUAUCUCUUUAUGAAAGAAAUAUUAGAGAAAAUGACCAUUUAAAAAAUAAGCUGAUUCAAAGAAAAAGUUAUUUGGAAGAGGAAAGGAUCAGAAAUAUAAAUGAUAAUAGAGAAAAUAAAGAUUUAGAUAAUCAACUAAGAAUAUAUUUAAAUAAUGUUAAACAAUCAGCCUUAUCUAAUUUAAUACGUCAAAAUAUAAUGAGGUAUUUUUCAGUGAACAAAAAUAUAUCUGACGAGUUAUAUGCUAUAAAUUCAUCUAAUAUAUCUCCAAAAGGACCUGUUUAUGGCCCAAUAGACGAAUCUAUAAAAAAUAUUCUUUUCCAAAUAGCACCACAACUUUUUUUAUGUGCCAUUAUUGAUUUAUCUAAUAAUAAUAAUUACAAUGAAACAGAACCAGGUAAAGAGUUUAAUAAUAGAAAUAAGGUUAUUAAUUUGAAUGAGGAUAAAAUAUUAUAUGAAUUGUCUGAAUGGCUAAAGAAUAAAUAUGGAAAUAUUAAUCCUAGAAUAUAUCAAAGUGUACAGCUAUUAGUUUUGAAUAAUAUUGUUAAGAAGGAACUUAAUGAUAAUAAUAUAAUUAAUCGAGAUAAUUAUACAAAUUCAAAUAUUGGAAAAUUUGGGACUUUAUAUAAAUUGAUAUCAUCACUAUAUAAUACGGAAUCUAAGACAAUCUCUUCAAAUAAUUUAGAUGAACCAAUGAAUACAGUCUUAUUAUUAGAAGAAUAUGAGAAAUAUAACUCGAAUAAAAGUCAAAAUAAAGAUAAAUAUAUUGAUAUGGAAGAAGUUGUAGAAAUAAAUAACAGGAUUUCAAAAAUAACUGAGGAUACUGAGCAAAAACAGAAAAAAUGUGAUAAUCUAAGAAUGGAAUACAAUAAAAAAAGAGAAAUAUUAAAUAUUUUGAUAGAAUGUUUAGUAAAUAUUCCAUCUAUUUAUAAAAAUAUUCUCAAAAUAAAAAAUUUAAAGAUUAAGUAUCAAAGUGACCUUAAAAAAUUAAAUAAUUCAAUAAAACCUGACAAAUCCAAAAUAUUGAAUAAAAAUAAAGAAUCAAUAUGUUAUUCAAUAUUUGGAAAUAAAAAUAUGGAAUUUUCUGAAGACAUUCAUUACAACAAAAUUAAUAAUGAAAGACCUAUAUACAAGGAAUUACUUAAUAUAUCGGAAAUACUAGAAGAUAUUGCAAAUAUACAAUUUAGAGAACUAAUAAAUAUAAAAAAGAAAAUUAGUGAAAUAUCGAAUUCAAUUACAUCUUUAAAUAGUAGUAAUAAAUUAAAAAGUGAUGAGUUACAAAAAUUAAAUAGAAUAAUAGAACUAAAUGAAAUUGAAUAUAAUAAAAUUAAGGAUUUAUUAAGUAAGAUGAAACUAGAUUUAAGAAGUUACUAUGCUCAAUUUUACUCAUUAUUUUAUCAAUACUAUACCAGAAUUCAUAGAAAAUCUAAAGAUUUAAAUUUAGAGCAAUUACCUCCUUAUUACUAUUUGCCAAUAGAAAACGAAAAUAGUAAUAAUGAAAACUUCGAAGCACUAUAUAAAAUUCCUGGUAUGGAGAAUAUCCUUAGAUUAAUAGAUGAAGAAACGAACAAUGAGAUAUUCUACAGUAAUAUUGCAACUGAUUUUACUCCUAAUCAAAAUAUCAUUCCACAAUGCUACAUUGAGAUAAUAAAGCAAGUAUGUACAGAAUUUCAAUUAUUAUCUAAUUUAUCAGAUAAUAUAGAAUAUAUAUUUGAUAUUAAAUAUUGUAAUAAAGAUAUUUAUAAGUAUGGGAUAUGUCAAAAACAAGCUAGAAGAAUAAGUAACAGACUAAAAACCACUAAUUAUAUGUAUAACAAUGUAAGUAAUAAUAGAAAUCCUAAUACCAAUAAUGAACCUAAUUCAAAUAAUAAACGAGAUUAUAACUAUAGUAUACUUGAUAUAUUACUGCCAAAAUCUAAAUAUCAAGAUAAAUAUAAUGAUAUUCUAAAUACUAUUUUAAAAUUAGAAUAUAAUACCCAUGAUACUAACCUCGAAAGGCUUAAUAAUUUACAAAAUGAAUAUGAAAUAUUAAAUUUAGAGAAGGAUACAUUACAGAAGAAAAUUAAUGAAUUUGAGAAUUAUAUAUUUAAAUACUCUAAGAAAUGGUUACUUAAUUUAAAUAUUAUACAAAGUGUACUAAAUGAUCGUUUUUUUAUUUUCAUGAAUUUUAUAAAUGAAGGACAUUCGGGCAAAGUUAUCAUACCAUUUUAUGAAAGAUUUAAAUACAAAAAUCUUGACUUUUUGGAUGAAAUAUCAACUUCUUGUGCAUACUCUGAAAAAGAUACAACUAAUUGUAUGGAAAGUGAUAAUUCAAAAUAUAACUUAGAAAAAAAAAAAGAAUUCUAUGAUAUAUUUAUUAAUAAUUUUGAAAAGGAUCAUUGUAUAAAUAUUUUAGUAAAAUUUGGUAUAGAUGAAGAAUUUAGACUAUUUUCAUCAAGUUCUAUUUCUGGAGGAGAACAAUCAUUAUGUACAAUACUAUAUAUAUUAGCAUUACAAGGUUUGUGUAGAAGUAAUUCUUUUACUUUAUAUGAUGAAAUAAAUCAAGGUUUAGAUAAUUCCAGAGAACUAAAAUUAAUGGAAUUAUUAAAUAUACUUUCAUGUGAAAAAAAAGUCAAAGAAUUAUUUCAAAAUAAGAAAGAAAAAUUAGGAUCUUUCGAUAAGUAUAAUCAAAUGAUUAUAGGAACUAAAAUGAAUCAAAUUAUUAUUAUUACACCACAUUUACUACCAGGAAUUAUGUUUAAAGAUUUUUCUAUACAUUUUGUUUUAAAUGGUCCUGGUUUUUAUAUUAAAGGGUAA
Messenger RNA from Cryptosporidium muris RN66, 4206 nucleotides. RefSeq lists its product as uncharacterized. Gene Ontology annotation, molecular function: ATP hydrolysis activity; ATP binding. NCBI's taxonomy places the organism in Eukaryota, Apicomplexa, Conoidasida, Eucoccidiorida, Cryptosporidiidae. Gene Ontology annotation, cellular component: Smc5-Smc6 complex. The record is from RefSeq and is a predicted model, not a curated record. Bases 1 to 4206 code for a protein of 1401 amino acids. The transcript is spliced from 3 exons. Gene Ontology annotation, biological process: double-strand break repair via homologous recombination.